CCCAUUUUGCCUCUUAAUUUCAACAUUUUGCCUCUGUUUUGAGGAUUUCACAAAUGGGAAAAAAACUAGGGUUCCAAAAUUGGGGAAUUUCUAGAGUUAGGGUUCGGCUGACUUUAACUUCCCAAUUCAUCAUGUUCUAAAUGCUAACAGGAACUAAAACCAGUGCUUGUUGACAAAACUUGAAGCGGAAACGUGGCAUAAUAAAUUAAGAGAACAUGAUUGAUCAUAACCAUUGGUUAAUUAGCACAAAUCCGUAGCAAAUUAGACUUUAACUGAAACCACUUAACCCUAGAUAUGGACAUUCACUUUAAUCAGAGGAGAUUGGCUAUAACCUUUAAUCUUUAACCUUUAACAGUGAUCAUCUGGGCUUAAUUUGCGCACUUUAAUGUAACCAGAAGAUCAAUAGGGAUCUAAUCUAGGCUUAACCUUGUUCAAGAUACCAUUGUUAGACUUUUAAUCCCGUAGGAUAUACUAAACAGAUCGUAAGCGUAACAAUUAGAUCACCUAGUAGCACAGAUAGAGAGAUGGAUUAGGUUCUUACCACCAAUGGAAGCAGCCAUUGGUGUCGACGGUGCGAAGUCCCAUGCCUGCUCGAUGCAGGCUCGAUGAAGUUGCUCGUUGCAGGUAGCGGCGUCCCUCCGGGCGCCACCGGCACUGCCCUGGGACAGAGGCAGAGCUUGGAGAUGAUCUUCCCGUCGUGCAGCGCUCCCCCAGAUCGGUUAGGGUUUAGGGAUGUGGGGAGCAGGAGUAAACCGUACGAGAACCGGUCUAGCGUAGGUGCCGGCUGCUCUCCAAUCUUUUCAUGUGCGCUGGCGACAGGGGACCAAAACCAUAGUUGGUUAGGGUGCCCCCGAUCAGGGUGCGUAAGUUGAGAUCGAGGGAUACGAACGUUGGUUCGUAGCCUCCCUAUUUCUCCCUUUAACGUAACUUUAUUUCUGGUCUUUUAUUUUCGUUUUGACCCAUUGGGCCUCUAGAUCAAUACCAACACCUUGGACUGGUCCGUGCGGGAGGUCCGCGACGGCCGCGUCCUGCUCGACAGACCCUCCCGCCACGACGAGCUCGGAUCCGUCUUCAAGGAGAUGGUGGUGUGCGACCCCAUGCACCGGCAGUAUCUCCUGCUCCCCCCGCUCCCCGGCGACCUAGCCAUUUCGAUUGUUGUCGGACUAGCGACUGAAGGGCCGUGCUUCGGGGAAUCCUUCCUCGCCCCUCCUGGCGAUGAAGAGGAGGCGGCUGCUACUACUGAGGAGGGGACGUCAUUCAGAGUGAUCUGGAUGAUGCUGCUCAAAACUAAGCCGAUGGCCGCUGUUUUCUCUUCCUCCACAGGGCAAUGGCGAGCCAUUACAUGCCUGAGCCACAUCGACUCGUUACCUGGCUUUUUGUUAUCGACGUGGAAGUUUUGGUUCGUGUCGCGCCAUUACGCACAUGGUUGCUUCUACUGGGUUUCAGGUACCAGUGAAAAAUUGCUCGUGCUUGACAUCCGGACAAUGGAGUUCUCCAUGGUUGACCACCCACCCUGUCCCAGAUUUUCGGGCGAUGAUGUCGCCAUCGUUGAGGCAGGCCAAGGCAUGACUGUGAUGUUUGUGCCUAAACCUGACACAGGUCGCCGUUUUUAUACCGUUUGGCGAAAGAAUGGUGGGAGUUCCACUCAGUGGCAGAUGGAGAAUGAGCCAUUCUUGCUGGAUUCUGGGUCCUUGAUCAAGGGUGCUGUGGGUAGGCACUUGCUCCUAUAUUAUGUCGGAAGCUCGUCAGUCAAGCAAGGUUGUUACACGCGGGACGUCGACACAUUUCAGUUUGAGAGGGUGUGUGGUUCAUGUCCUGACUCGUCAGAAGCAUAUUGCAACUUACCACCAUCGUUAUUAUCGUCGCCGACAGUGUCAAGUGCUUCCCGCUCUGGCCCCUCUCCACUCCCAGGAUGCCGUUGGCUCCCCGUCGCCCUUCGCUCCAACAACCGCCGAGGCUUCCGGCUCCCGCGAUCCUGCCCUCUUCUCCAGCGACCGCCAAGGCGUCGACCGGUGUGCUACCAAGCCACCGGUGCGCUGGCCACCAGCGUCAUCCCACAAGGCACACGCCAUGCUGAUGCCCAGGGAAUGGGGGAUGAUGUGCUGGUGCGUGAACUACGAGAAGCUGACUCUGGAGGCGUGCAAGGACCUGUUGUCGCAGCAGAUGCCCAAGCUCUGAAUCCCUUGUUUGUCGUCGAAGGGAGCAGGGGAGACUCAACUACGAGAGGCUGACCCUGGAGGCUUGCAAGGACCUGUUGUUGCAGCGGCCGCCCAAGCUCCGAACCCCUUGUUUGUCAUCGAAGGCACACGCCAUGCUGACGUCCAUGGAGUGGGGGGUGAUGUGUUGGUGCCUGAAGUACGAGAAGCUGACCGUGGAGGUGUGCAAGGACCCGUUGUGGCAGCGGACGCCCAAGCUCCAAACCCAUUGUUUGUUGUGGAAGGCACACCUCAUGCUGAUGUUGUCCAGGGAGCGGGGGUCGAUGUGCCGGUGCCUGAACUACAAGAAGCUGACCCUGAAGCGACGCAAGGAUCUGUUGUCGCAGCUUCUGCCCGAGCUCCAGACCCCUUGUUGGUCGUCGACAACGAUGACGAUGCUGAGGCGGGUCACGGUGAGGCAAGGAGGAGGCGGCGCUGGGGUUGGGGCUGGGGCUGCGGAGGUUGCAGAGCCGGGUAAGCGAGGUGGAGAGGGCGGCGUGCGAGGAGGCGAGGGGCCGGAGUAUGUGGCAGGAUGGUAGCUAGAUGGAGUGAGCAAGAGUGACUCCAUCCUUUUUGUAAAGCUUAUUUGCUUGAUCUGUGCCGUGAUGGUCCCUGGUUGCUCUUGUUCUGUGCAACUGUCUCUGGAUGACUGAUCGACAGUGCAGUUUUUUCCUUUCUUUUGGGAGGCAACAAUUAGCAUUGUCGAUUU
Molecule: messenger RNA, 2904 nt
Organism: Triticum aestivum (bread wheat)
Lineage: Eukaryota; Viridiplantae; Streptophyta; Magnoliopsida; Poales; Poaceae
Exons: 6
Coding region: 1080-2231 (383 amino acids)
Source: RefSeq, a predicted model, not a curated record